CACCCUCCAGUCCCCGUCCGAUUUUUUCUACAACACUGUCCUGGAAUCAUCAACCUUGUACCUAAUCAAAUACUGGAAGGAAACAAUCUCUAUUUGAUUGCCUCUUACAUCUGCAGCCCACUACCACACUGCAUUCUAAACAGGCUGCCUGCUGCCUGCUUUGCACCAUUGUCCACCACCAUUCUACCUUAAUUUUUCCCGUUCCACCGAGGUGCCUCCAAUUCGGACGUCGCCCAAGCCGAGAGCAUCACGUCAUUAAUCAUCACCCGGUCCCCUGCCUCCCAAACGUUGUCUGAGAAAGCAUAGCAACGCCACGAAAAAGAAGCGACUACUCGUAUUGCCUUUUUUGCAUCAAGCACGGACAAAACAUCAGCGGACCCAAGCUUCCCCACCUCCUCAGACAGCUUUCCUCUGCCUCAUCGCAUACGGAUACUGGUCUAUUUACCGCAAUCUCCCUUGAACCUACUACCACUUCGGUCUGCGAAAGCCCUGUCAUCGAUACUCUUACGACUCCGACAGCACGUGUCACAAAGUCCGACUCACUACCAAACACUUAUAAACACAUCGGUUGCUGUCAAACAUGGCGGCCUUCGAAUUUCCCCAGUCUCUUGACAAGAGACAAUAUGCGACCUGCCGCUCAGGAGAAGUUUACAGGAAUGGAGCUUGCUACGAACGCGGUGCGUGGUACUGGUGGGGACGAUGGGUUCUCGCUGCCGUCGUCGUCGGCAUCACGCUCAUCUUCUUGAUGAUGUGUAUGAACGCUCGCCGUCGCAAGAGACGCGGUGUCCAACCCCUCUACGGCACGGGCUGGAUGGGCGGCAACAAGCACAACCAGCAGGGCACGUACGCCUACAAUCAACAGUACAACGGCCAGCAGCAGGGCUACGCCGGCUACCCCCAGCAGGGCGCCGACGGAUCCUACCCUGCCCCGCCGCCGGCUUACGGACAGGCCCAGCAGCACCCCCAGUACACCGGCACCACAUUCAACCCCAAUGACGGGUACUACGGCGGCCACAACGAGGGCAUUCAACUGCAGCAACCGCAGAACUCGUAUCAGCGCGACGUUUAUUCGCCGCCCGCAGGCCCGCCGCCUGGAAAGUGAGGCGCGUUUGGUUCGACUGAGACGGCGAUGACGAGACGAUGUGCUGGCCGAUGAGAAUGCGAUUAUUCUGAGACGGGGAGUGGCUUGCAACACCAACAUGAUACCUUGAUUGCGAAAACCCGGAUUGGCGUUGGCGGUUUUCUUUGGAUGGAGUCUGGAUUAACCAUACACGCACGUAUCGAACGGCGAGGCCUGCGCGGAGGAAUAACAGGAAUAACAGCCAACGUGUACGAUGAUAAUCGGGAGUUGGCCCGACGCCAGGGUCGGGAGUGAGCCCUUGGUGACCCAAGACACGAGUUUAUAGUACAGCAUGACAGUAUUGAUACCAUUUGAUCU
Colletotrichum destructivum is the source of this 1438-nucleotide messenger RNA. RefSeq names its product Putative chitin synthesis regulation, Congo red resistance, RCR protein. Gene Ontology annotation, cellular component: intracellular membrane-bounded organelle. The transcript is spliced from 3 exons. NCBI's taxonomy places the organism in Eukaryota, Fungi, Ascomycota, Sordariomycetes, Glomerellales, Glomerellaceae. Gene Ontology annotation, biological process: vesicle-mediated transport. The coding region runs from base 581 to 1102 and encodes 173 amino acids. The record is from RefSeq and is a predicted model, not a curated record.